UUGGCUCCAACACGCUGGCUGAGAGUGAGGAAGUGUGUAGAAUGCACAACGUUGAGUGAGGAAGUGUCUAGAACGUAGAAUGAAAAACGUAGAGUGAGGAAUAGUCUACAAUGUUCUCGUGGCUUCCUUCUUGCUCCUCUUGGUUUGCGUGCGUGUCGGCGUACUCGCCAGCACGGCUCAGUGGAAGCGGGCGCCGCCGGCUGCUCUGGCCGGAAAUGAAGCGUCUUUGUCGGCGGCUGGCGGUGGCCGUGGCGGUGCUCGUGUGGCUCGGAGCGCUUGUCUACCUGCUGGUGCUUAGCCGAAGGCGGCUGCCCGAACUCGGCGUGGCAACCGGGGAAGCUGUCGGUGCGCGUCUUGUCGCUGGUCCUGGUCCGGUUGUCGGGUUCGACAAACAGAUAUCCGACGCGGAGUGGGAAGACAUGUUGGACCGCUUUGACGAGCGAAGUUACCUGAGCGCCCGACGCUGGAGGCCUGGCGACGACCCUUACACACUGUAUGCCUUCAACCAGAGGGAGAGUGAACGCAUCCCCAGCAACCGAGCUCUGAGGGACACGAGACACCUCAGGUGCGCCGGCCUCCGCUAUAGCGCCGACCUUCCUCCUACUUCCAUCAUCAUCACCUUCCAUAACGAGGCCCGCUCCACCCUGCUUCGCACUGUCAGGAGUGUUUUAAACAGAACUCCUGUUCAUCUCAUCUAUGAGAUCAUCUUGGUGGACGACUUCAGCCCUGACGGAAGUGACUGCCAGCUUCUCACCAAACUGCCUAAAGUCAAAUGUCUGCACAACAGAAAGAGAGAAGGUCUGAUCCGGUCCAGAGUGCGCGGCGCUGAUGCUGCCGGGGCGACCGUCCUCACCUUCCUGGACAGUCACUGUGAGGUCAACAAGGACUGGCUGCCACCCCUCCUGCAGAGGAUCAAACAGGACCCAACCAGAGUUGUCAGCCCCGUCAUCGACAUCAUCAAUAUGGACACUUUCGCCUACGUGGCCGCCUCCUCUGACCUGCGAGGAGGUUUCGAUUGGAGUCUCCAUUUUAAGUGGGAGGGGCUUUCACCUGAGGAGAGAGCACAUCGGACCGACCCCACCCAGCCAAUCAAGACGCCCAUCAUCGCCGGCGGCCUCUUUGUAAUUGACAGCUCGUGGUUCGAUCACCUGGGCAAGUAUGACACAGCCAUGGACAUCUGGGGCGGAGAGAACUUUGAGAUCUCCUUCCGGGUGUGGCAGUGCGGAGGAAGCUUGGAGAUCAUUCCGUGCAGUCGAGUGGGUCACGUCUUUAGGAAGAAACAUCCGUACAUCUUCCCUGAGGGCAACGCCAACACCUAUAUCAAGAACACACGUCGCACAGCUGAAGUGUGGAUGGACGACUUUCGCCUCUUCUACUACUCGGCUCGGCCUGCUGCACGAGGAAAAUCAUACGGAGACAGCAUCCGAGGACGCGUGGAGCUGAGACGCAAGCUCAAAUGCAAAUCUUUCAAGUGGUACCUGGACCAUGUCUACCCAGAACUCAAAGUCCCUGACGAUUCUGACUCGCAGUCCGGGCUGAUCCGACAGAGGCACAACUGCUUGGAGUCUCGUAGCGUGGACGGCCAGGAGGUGCCGGUGCUCAUGUUGGCGCCCUGUGUGAAUCCAGACGGGGUCCAUGCCCCUAACCAGGAGUGGAUGUACACACCAGGCCAGCAGAUACGACAACACCACCACUGUGUAUCCGUCACCACCACCUUCCCCGCCUCACAACUGCUGCUGCUGCCCUGCAACAUGGCCGACGGCAAGCAGCGUUGGCAAAAGUCUGGCACUCACCUGGAGCACCAGGCGUCCCGUUUCUGCCUAGACUCGGCUAUGGCGCUGGACGGGCUGGACUCGUCCCGCAUGCUGGUCAUCAGCCCGUGUGAGCUGAGCGCCGCCACGCAGAGAUGGGACGUGCCUUUCUCCUGACUUCCCACCGACCCCGUGACCUCUCACCUCAUCUCGAAGAUGCCAGCGGAUGAGCGUCUGUUAGUAGGGAAGUUAGUGGGCUGUUUGGGUUCGGAACGUGAAGGCGUGACGAGACACCAAGUGCACCUUAAGACUGGCGGCCAUGUCGGAGUUGUUCGCACAGAACACGAGGCGGUAACAAACUCAUUCAAAAUAUUCACAAUGUUUUGAUACUAGGAGGGGAAAGCGUGUGACUUCUUACGACAUAUUUGCCUACUUUAAAAAUCAUUGUGACAGCGAGAGCGCUCCCUCUGGUGGCAGCCAUGAAUAGAAAGAUGAACCGCAAACAGGAAGUGAGCUGAUGAAGCACUUCCUGUGUCAAUUAUAAGGUCCGACGCCCUUUUACUUUGUGCAUGUUUCUGUCAUGCCUCUCAAAAUAAAUCACUUCAUGGCCUUCCCGUGGUUCUUCACGUGUAAGCUUUUAUUGUGUUGACAGAAAGUGACUCUUUUGUCUUGUUUUUGUCUAAACACCUGCUUCUAUUCUCAAUAAAAGUUUUGUAGUGACGACUGACUUGUUUUCUCAUUGUGUACAGCUCCACUAAUGGACAUUGGAAUGUUACUU
Entelurus aequoreus (snake pipefish) is the source of this 2529-nucleotide messenger RNA. It is a transcript of the gene galnt14, whose product is annotated as UDP-N-acetyl-alpha-D-galactosamine:polypeptide N-acetylgalactosaminyltransferase 14 (GalNAc-T14). NCBI's taxonomy places the organism in Eukaryota, Metazoa, Chordata, Actinopteri, Syngnathiformes, Syngnathidae. Gene Ontology annotation, cellular component: Golgi apparatus. The transcript is spliced from 15 exons. The record is from RefSeq and is a predicted model, not a curated record. Bases 111 to 1928 code for a protein of 605 amino acids.